Messenger RNA from Trametes versicolor FP-101664 SS1, 1380 nucleotides. RefSeq lists its product as uncharacterized. NCBI's taxonomy places the organism in Eukaryota, Fungi, Basidiomycota, Agaricomycetes, Polyporales, Polyporaceae. The record is from RefSeq and is a predicted model, not a curated record. Bases 1 to 1380 code for a protein of 459 amino acids. The transcript has 6 exons. Gene Ontology annotation, molecular function: protein binding.
AUGGCUCUGCCGAAAUUCUCGGUGGCGGAGUAUCUCCCGCUGGAUGUCAUACCUUUAAUCCUGGAGCACCUCGCGGAUCGCAGGGACCUGCACACGUGCGCCCGGGUCUCGAAGGCCUUUUACCACGCAACGACUCCGCUCCUGUAUCGCACACUCGAUGUUCGUGUGACAGACUACAACAACAAGCGCCCAGUGGUGCUGCAUCCAUCCACGACGAUUCUCAAGAGGCCGGAAUACGCGAAAUACGUGCGGCAUGUCCGAGAGAACGGUGCUGUCGGAUUCCACCGUCCUGACCUCAUCGCCCAAUGCAGAAAAGCCCUUCGGCUGUGCGUGCACCUCGAAGGCUUCACCUGGAGCGACGACAGCACCGAAGGCAUGGACGAGAGCGACUUCAUCGCGUACCUCGAAAUCCUGCAGACGCUCCCGCUGCGCGAGCUCGUCAUCCGCACGUUCUACGGCCUGAGCGACACGGUGUGGGAACGGCUGCAAUGCUUCACCGCGCUCACGAAGGUCUCGAUCUGGUGCAUGGAGGGCAAGCCGCGGAUCCUGCAGGGCUGGUCCGAGAAGCUCGGCGCGAGCCUCACGCACCUCGAGUUGGGUCGCUGCUCAGGCGUGCCCGCCUCGAUUCUCAUUUCAGUCCUCGCCCACCUGCCCCGCCUCCGCGCGCUGCGGCUCAAGGGCGCGCCAUCCGCGGCAAUACUCGAAAUCCUCACGUUCUUGCCGCACCUCGAGACGCUCGACACGGAAUAUUUUGGCGCGGCAACGCUCUCACGCUACGACGACGUGCCCGCGGCGAACCUGCGCGAACUCACCGUACGCACAAGCUCGGUGCACAUUCAAGGCUUCCAGCAGCUGUGGCCAUGGAUUCGCCGGCUGACGCCGCGCACGAGUCUCGAGUCGCUUACGCUAAACGCAUUCUCGACACAGGGCGAAGCGUUUGUGCCGCGCGCGUUCCUGCUCGACAUGGCGCACACGCACGGCGCGACACUCAAGCACAUCAACGCGGACUCGACGCAGAUGACGCUCAAGGACCUCGAGUGCCUGUGCACGGUCUUCCCCCAGCUGCAGACGCUGUCCUGCUCGGCGAUGUUCAGCGCGGAGACGGAGGCGUAUGAGGACGCGGUGCGUAAAGCUGACAAUCUCCGCGAGCUGCGGAUGAACAUCAACAACUGGGCGCACAUACGCAUGGAAAGCCUGGAAAAGACCGCCGUCGAAAAGUCCGUGCGGAAUAUGAUGCUCCGUGAGGGCUCAGUGCUGAGGGUGGUCGGGAUGGGCUCCACCGUCUAUCGGGGCCAAUGGGUGUGUGGCAAGGCAGAGGACGGGACAAAUACCCUCCGCUUUGAGAUUGUAUCGAACGUUGUACAGGAUCGAUGGGACUAG